AUGUCCAGUUCAUCGUCUGCCUUACCAUCUGAAUUAGUUUUAGAUGCAACAGCUAGCACAACCGCCACUGUCACACCUUCUUUAACUGAUUUACAACUUGCCACUGGUAUUCGUGCUGAAAAAAACAGUCAAGCUACUAUUGCUAGUGAUUCUGUCCAAACAAUAUCUGCAUCGGUAACUUCUCAAUUAGUAUAUGCAAGUGUAUCUUCCCAAUUAACAAAUGCCAUAGGCUCAUUCACAGCUAGCUCCGAUGUAAAAGCAUUGACACUCUCUUCAGCAUCAUCUUCAUCUAAAAGUUCCGGUUCGUCAAAUGCUUCAGCCAGUGUUAAUUCCAAUUCAGGAAAUUCCAUUGAUUUGAAAAAAAUCAAAUACGGAAUAAUAUUGUCGAGUAUUACUGUGUUGUCGUUUGUGUGUUCAUUCUAA
Messenger RNA from Candida dubliniensis CD36, 423 nucleotides. It is a transcript of the gene FAV2, whose product is annotated as Fav2p. The record is from RefSeq and is a predicted model, not a curated record. Lineage: Eukaryota; Fungi; Ascomycota; Pichiomycetes; Serinales; Debaryomycetaceae. Bases 1 to 423 code for a protein of 140 amino acids. The transcript has a single exon.